AUGGGGACCAUCGGCGCGCAUGCCAAAUCACAGCCUCACCUCGAUGCAGUCGCCCGUUAUGAGGCUUCCCUCGCGGCGGAACGGGUUAUUCCUGGCCUCGUAGACGACGCAAACCGACAGCAAGAGGUGGAUCCUACACCUCUUAAUGAUCUGUUCGCCGAAGAAAGACCACGCACCAACACACCUGAAAGCGAAAGGCCCCUAUCUCCUCUUUCAUUUCUCCGUGCCUUCGAUUUUGCAGAAGGGAACCAAGAUCUAGACAAUUCCGACGUUGACAUUGAUCUCGACAAACUUACCGCAGCCAUUCACGCAAUGGAGGAUGAUGAAUGGGGUCCAGGCGACGAGGCGCAGGACGAAGCCAGUCUCGAGGCUGACUUGCGUACUGGAGUGCUUCCCGAUCCUUCAGCUUGGCACCCAUUUAAGAAGAAAGAGGUCGAUUUCUCCGUAAUAACACCUGCACUUCGCUUUCACUUGCUCGUAAUAGCACGUGGUGGCGUUAUUAAUCAUUGGAUCCACUCGCAGUAUCCUAUCACGUUCCCAAUACCACCGAAUACGCUCCAUCUUGCUUAUCUGCGACGUUGGCCUACCUGA
Messenger RNA from Melampsora larici-populina 98AG31, 591 nucleotides. RefSeq lists its product as uncharacterized. NCBI's taxonomy places the organism in Eukaryota, Fungi, Basidiomycota, Pucciniomycetes, Pucciniales, Melampsoraceae. Bases 1 to 591 code for a protein of 196 amino acids. The record is from RefSeq and is a predicted model, not a curated record. The transcript has 2 exons.